AACCACGCCUCAUCCCACCCCCAAAAAAAGAGAAGAUUAAAAAUGGAUCAUUUUCUUUUUUGUCUAUAUAGGCGUAUAUAGCCUUCUGUCCGUGCACUCCUCUUCUUUGACUGCAACAAAACCUCUCUUUCUCUCUCUCUAUCUCUCUCUCUAUACCCUCCUUGAAGCUCAGUGUUUUCUGGGGUUGAUUCCGUUGAUAUAGAAGCCUGGAUUUUGAGCUCUGGUCUUCCAUACACUGUAAGGGCAUAGAAUAAGUUAAGAGGUUAAAGAUCAACAAAAGUGGUGGUUGAGCAUAGUGAAGAACAGCAUGCGGUGGUAUAGUCUUUCAGUGGAUGUGUUUCGGAAAGUCGUCUCCUUGAACCUUUAUUGCCAUGUUAUUCUGUAGAAUUGGCCUCUAGUAUUCAGAAACCUCUUGAUUUCUCUCAAUUUUCAUAGCUAAAAAGUAGUCUGUUAGUCAAGCUUCCAUGGGGUCUAAUCGAUUCAUUGUCAUUCCCUUCUAUGUCCGCGUGAUCAUCUGAGUUUCGCAUCCAUUCUCGGUUUUCCUUGUAGUUGUUUCUUCAGAUUUUAGUCUUAACCACUGUCUUAUUACUUAGUUACUUUUUAAUCAAGUGUGUUUGUUUGUUUCAAGUUACUGUUUUGUUUUCAAGGCUUUUCAGUUGUUAGGGUUCUUUGUAUCAGUUUCUGGUGGGUGAUUGUUUUGACUGGUAGAAGUAUAGAGGUGGGAAGUUAUUUGGGCGUUUUUAGUAUUUUCUGCUGGAAGUCUGCAGUGUUGUUUUGAGGAGAAGAAGGGUAGGGAAAAAGUAGUUAUGGUGUGCCAAGCAGCUAGUCAGACUAGAUUCCGGGCAUUGAAACAUGAAAAUGGAGUCGCGGGGAGUGCCACCAUAAUAGUUAGAGUCAUUGCAUGUUUUCAACCUCUCCAGGAUUGCCAGGCUGAAUAUUUCCGUCAUUUGUUGAAACCUGUCACGUAGAACGACUUUCUUGCUGCCGUGUUCGAGUUAAGCCUGGAGUUUUAUAGUUUUCUCAGUAUUUCCAAAAUCUACAUUAGUCAGCAGUUUGUAAUAUCACAGUUACUAUAGAGCUGGUGAUUGCUGUGGUUGCAUGGAAAAGGACUUUGGAUCUUGGUUCAAUCACCAGUGUUUCGGUUUGCAAUCAGCCCCGUUGAGUUCUUCAGGUGCACAACGCAAUAUAGGGAAGGGGGAUAGCUUUUCUGUUUAUAUGAAUUCUCAGUUUAAUGAAGUUUUGACAAAUGGGGAUUUUCCCUUGUUCACAUUCUCUGCCCUGCCUCAAUCCAAGGCAGGCCAACCCGACGAGCCUCGUAACUGGUUCAACUGUUCGCCUUGCUUCCCUCGGGAUGUCAGUACUUCACCGAGCCCUGUACCCAUAGAGAAGCUUCCGUCUGGGUCAGUUGAAAAUGUUGGUGGUAUUGAAAAUUGCAACACGGGCACUGGAUGUUCCCUCAAGAAGUUUCUUGUUUUUGAUAAGUCUGAUGAUCAGACAACCUUAAUUUACAGUUCUGCCAACUGUACUCCUGUGCAGUGCCCAGAAUCGUGGUCCCCAAAGCCUCAUGGAGCUUAUAAUUUGAUUAGGGAGCAUCCCGGGAUUAACAGAAACGAAGCAUCUCCCUUGGGUAAUUUGAUUGAUGAUGAUUACGUUGAAGAAAGCCACCGAGAUGUGGAAAGUGAAUGGCAUGAAGAUACCGAUGAACUGGAUGCUUUGAUCUACUGUGACAAUGAUUACGACUAUUUGGAGGAUGAAGUAACCAGCACCGGUCGUUCCCCCAGUACCAUGACUGUUCACGAUGGGCACGAGUGUUUCGAGGAAAGGGGUGAAGAAGUUGAAAGCUCCGCUGGGCCAACCAAAAGGCAUAAACUGUUAGAUGGUGGCCACGAUGUUCUGUCAUUCAUGCACACCGCAACGACUGCUAAACCACAUCUGUGCUCCGAGGUAGAAGAUGAUGCAGGAUCUAGUUGUGGUAAUGACAGUAAUGAAGUUUCGGGACUAUCCGGGAGUAAGAGAUCAAGGGAAGAGAAAAUACGCAAGACUAUAAGCAUUCUGCAAAUGAUCAUUCCUGGCGUAAAGGGGAAAGAUCCAAUGCUCAUCAUAGAUGAAACCAUUCGAUGCUUGAGAUCCCUGAAAGCUGAAGCCCAGUCAUUGGGGCUUUGAUAAUCUUUAAGAUUCAUCGUACUGGUGCUGUGGUGCACCACCAAGUAGUACUAGUAGGUGUACUGGAUCGGGCUUUUCUUGUAUCUUUAUUGUGCUGUAGUUUUGGAGUAGUAGCAUGUGAUGGCUUGCCAAAUGCCAAUGAAUAAAGGGAUUAAGUACCGUAUAAUUGGGGACCAGUAUGACAAAGCGUGGCUGCUGCAUCGUUUCACAGCUGCUCAGGGAAGUCAAUUUAUGCCCUCUAUCAUGCCAUUGGAAUCAGUAGCAGCAGCAUUGGAUUUUUGAAGUCUUAGUGUCCAUCGUGUCAUGUUUUAAAGAUAAGGGAGCACUUUGCAUCUUCUUCAAACAAAUGGGCGUGGCGUGGCGUGUCUUUGUGUUGACAACUCGAGACCAAGGCAAGCUAACACUCCGUAUGAGAAUGCACUGGACGCCUAGCUAUAUGCCGUGUGAAUGAGAAGAUGAAUUGCUUAUCUGUAGGACCAUGGAAAAGGGUGGAUUCACGUUCCGUGGGCCAUUUUGGUCCCUACCCUCACUUUCUUGCCCCUUUUUUUUCUGAGUUACUGUCACUUCAUAUCUUGUGUGGAAUUUCUAUCUUAUCUCUUGUGACAGAUUGCAGAUGGCAUCACUUUCUCUUCAACUCUGGUGUCGAGAACUCGCUUUGGAUUAGUUAACCAGUUGAGCUAUACUGCAAGGACAGUUCUGUUCUCCCCACCACGGGUAUUACGCAAUUUCCGCCAUUUAUCCAUGUGUUUAGUGUGAGGUUCUUGGCAUGUUAAGGUGUUGGUUCCCCAUCACAUGAUCCUUGUUUAGUUGUUUGUGUAAAAUAAGAGUAGUUUGACUUGGUAAUUGGGGGCAUAUUUAUAUAUUUAUAUUAUAUAGGAGUGUUGUAUGUGCGUGCUUUGUAGCUAUGAUGGUGGCAAUCUGUGUAGAAUAUUGAGGUGUGAAUGAUGAUGGAUGGUUGGAUGUAAUUUAAGUUGGUUGGUAUUAUGUAUUGUCUUGAUGCCUCUUGUUCUUACGUCGCAUGCACGCAUUUUAUUAGUGAGAAAGUGAUGUGUAAUGGUAUUUGAUUCCUCCGCUA
Ipomoea triloba (trilobed morning glory) is the source of this 3238-nucleotide messenger RNA. Its product is annotated as transcription factor bHLH143-like. The record is from RefSeq and is a predicted model, not a curated record. NCBI's taxonomy places the organism in Eukaryota, Viridiplantae, Streptophyta, Magnoliopsida, Solanales, Convolvulaceae. The transcript is spliced from 4 exons. The coding region runs from base 1099 to 2163 and encodes 354 amino acids.